UGGCUACCUAUCUUUACUUCUAUCGCGGUGAUUUUGGCAGCAAAAUUCAUCUCCAAAGUUGCCGAGCCCCUGAAUGCUUCUCGAACGGUUUGCCUUCCAAGGCUGAUGCCAGCGCCUUGGGUUCCAAUUCGACCCUCCAGCUGGAGUUAUCCUAUGAUACCUGCGAAGGGACUAUUAGUCUCACGGAAUGUUCCGUUUGAAUCCAUGCCUUAUAUUGCCGGUGUGGCCCUCCAGUUUGACUUGCUCAAGCCCAAUGAGUGCCAGGAAAUUAGCCUCCGUUUGCGUGACGACUCUGGUCUUGAUCGUGGCAGUGACAGCUUGCUGGCUGUUCAAAACUGGGCGCCUCUGAGAUUGAUCAUCAUUGGGAGUUCUCUUUUCACAGCUGGCAUCGUGGCCUGGGCGGUCGUGCUUGAAGAUUGGCCUGCAGUCAUUGCCGUUGUUCUCAUUUCACUCGCCAGCACUCUCAACGGUGUCGCCUCUAUUUCGAAGGCUCGGAGUCUUGAUGUCCAACCGUGCGAACCAGCCAGCGAUUUCGUUAUACGGGUCCCUGGAGAGGGCUUCAUUGUGGUACAUUGCGAUCAGAAGAUGACCGACCUACUAUCUUUUGAUGACGUGGUUUACGAUCAGGUUUUUGGGGAGACCACCUAUGGCAUUCUCGUUUUGGCUGCCGGUCUGUCCUCAGCGGUGGGAAUGUUCUUCUUAUACUGGUGCAGUCAACAAACGCUACUCGUCAUGGCUGCAUUUUAUCAGUUGUUGUGCUGCCUGUGUCUGGUAUGUUCCCAAAUACCCGGGACCGCACUGUCCUUGCACUGGGACAUUCAGGGGCUGGAGAUGGAGCGCAUGCAGACCACUAUCCAAUGGAGCUACAUCGAGUCCCUUCGGUUUGCAAGCAACGCCCUUGGUCGGACCGACUGGAUUCUCAAAGGGGGGUUCUUACCCGACACAGACCCCGUCCGGCGCUGGAUUUAUGAGGCAGAAAAACAUCUUGGGGAUCAUGAAUGGCAUGCUGCUGGCGCUUGGAACAAGUGUGGUGUGUAG
Aspergillus sclerotioniger CBS 115572 is the source of this 1038-nucleotide messenger RNA. RefSeq lists its product as uncharacterized. The record is from RefSeq and is a predicted model, not a curated record. Lineage: Eukaryota; Fungi; Ascomycota; Eurotiomycetes; Eurotiales; Aspergillaceae. The annotation marks the transcript as partial. The transcript has a single exon.